Messenger RNA from Photinus pyralis (common eastern firefly), 1492 nucleotides. RefSeq lists its product as uncharacterized. The coding region runs from base 174 to 1400 and encodes 408 amino acids. Gene Ontology annotation, cellular component: extrinsic component of mitochondrial inner membrane. NCBI's taxonomy places the organism in Eukaryota, Metazoa, Arthropoda, Insecta, Coleoptera, Lampyridae. The record is from RefSeq and is a predicted model, not a curated record. The transcript has a single exon.
AGAGCACAUGUGAACUAAAAAAUGGAAUUUUUAAAAUUGUUGUUUUUGCAUUGUUUUUGUGUAUUGAGGACUGGAACUGAGGUUGGGGGUUGUAAUUAUUGAUCAACACCCUUCGAUAGUUUACUGUGCAUAAGAAUGGGUAAUUCAUAUUAAAGACUUUUGUGUGCUUUUUUAUGUCUCUUUCGAAUAAUUUUUACUAUUUUGGGGUUUGUCAUUUUUGCAAAACCACACCAACUGAAUUACGAAGAUGUAGUGGAUGUAAAAUAGUGGCUUACUGUUCAAAAGAACAUCAAAAGUUGGACUGGCGGAAUCACCGUGAACUAUGUAAAGUAAUUGCAUUUACGUUUGUGAAUGACAACACUCCUAGUGGCAGUUUUGAGGAAUGGACCCGUUAUCGACUGAAUAUGCAAAGACAAUGGGUAUCAUUGCUAAAGAGAGAUCUGCAACCAUUCGAAUGUCAAAUGUGGAUGUUUCCUCGUGUCUGCAAUUGGUGUUACGCAAAAUCAAACUUGACAGAUUGCCCAAAGUGUUGUAAUGUCGCAUAUUGUAGCAAUGAACAUUCAUUUUGUGACAGAGGCAUUCACAAGAAGUUCUGUGCUGCAUUAAGAGUGUGCCUAGACAUUGAUUGGUACUUGACUAAAGUUCAGUCGUAUCCUGAAAUAGAUAUAAAACAGGUAGCAUGUUUGAGUGGACUACCCCGAGAUAUGAGUGAACUUUUAAAGUUGCUGCGCAAUGAGGAGAAUGAGAAAUCUGUCAUUUGCAAAUCCUUAAAGUCAGAAGCACUAUCCCCUGGAUCUGUAAUUGCAUACUCCAUUCAAGAAUCAUUAUAUGACUACACAAGCAAUGAUAAAUACAUUAUACACAUAGUGGGGGCGGCCGCUGCUGAAGGCACAACUGACUGGAUUCUCACAUCCGAAUUGCUUUUACACGCAUUUAAUUAUAUACAUGAAGUUUUGUUCAUCUUAAUUGGACCAGAAGCUGUGGACAUACCUGAAAAUAUCAAUUUAUGCCAAACUUGCAAGUCAAGGGGAAAAAAGGUCUCUCUUAAGGUGAAGAAGGCUUUGUAUCAUGACGUGGUGGAAAAUAUAGAAAAGCCAAAUUUAGUACUUGCAUUAAAUUGUGGUUUACAUGAAUUUGAAGAUCAAGCUUGCGAUGAAUGGUACUCAUCUAUUCCCUUUAUGAUUAUCAAUAAAGUUCCGUUCGUUUUUACUUCAUAUACUCACGAAGAAAUGUUAAAAGAUAUUAAUUACAUCAAAAAAUUCAUUCCUGAUGUGGAGCUGUACAUUGUUAUGUCGAGGGAGAACCCAUUUGCUAGUUUCAGGCCAAUAAGAGAUUGGUGCACCAAAGACAUUCCUGUAUUUUAUUCAAAUGCUUUUAUUACCAUUGUAAAAAUGGUGUGACGUUCCCAUUUUCAUCAGACAACCAUUUUUUAUGGUCGGGAUUUUAUACUUUUCUAAUUGUAAUGUUGUAAUAAAAUGUGUUUUGAAAGUAA